AUGGCGGAUUCUGUUCAUCCAGAAAUCGUCGUGGAAAAAUCUAACAGCUUUGGUACGCCAGCUUUUGCCGUCGCCAUCCCUGGGAUGGUAUUGUUGGCAGGCUUGGCGUUUGCUGUGUACUGGUUUUACAAUCUUUCAAGAUCUCAAGAUCGUAAUUUGGCAGACAUGGAAAUGAAUAAUGAAGACCCCGAAGAUGACGAAAUGGACAUGGACGAAGAAGCUGGACUAGAAGACAGUCUGGAUAUGGAAGAACUCUAUGACACUGACGAUGACUCAAAUAAUGACCUAGACGAAGUAGCUGGACUGGAAGACGGUCUAGAUACGGAAUUUCUCGAAAAGACUGACGAAGAGGCUGCACUUGAGGACAGUCUAGUUAUGGAACUAUUCGAGGACGCUGAGGAAACUGAGGAGGAGGAGGAGGAAGGUCUAGAUACGGAAUUUCUCGAAAAGACUGACGAAGAAGCUAGACUGGAGGACAGUCUAGUUAUGGAACUAUUCGAGGACAUUGAGGAAACUGAGGAGGAGGAGGAGGAGGAGGAGGAAGGUAUGGAGGAGCCUUGUCUAGAAGUCUACUUGUUGAGACAAGGACUAGAACAGAUGGAAGAAGAAAAGCUGGACUUAGAGAAGGAUUUGGAUAACUGUAAAGAUCUCGCACGUAAAAUGGAAAACCUCUGGAUGGGAGCUCAGCAAGAGAUCGAACUGCUUCGACGUCAGCUAGUGGAGAAAGAUCUACUCCUGGAAAAGAGAGCACAGGAGGAAAAUGAAAUGAACGCCAGAGAUAGAAAAAUCGAGAACCUGCUUCAGCGAAAUGAAAAACUUGUAGAUGAAAAUGGGCAGUUGGAAGAGGACUUAAAACUCGCUUUAGCUGAAGUACAGAAGAUGGAAGAGGUCGACAGAGAACAGCGGGAGAAAAUAGUGGCACUGGAGAGUCACCUACAGGAGAGAGCCAAGGAGGAAAGCGAGAUAGUUGAGAUAGAAAGAGAGCUGGAGUGCACUUUGCAGAAGGGAGGAGAGCUCAGCCUCAAAUUGAAAGAAAAUGAAAAUCUCAAUCAGUUGCUUUACCUGGAGAAUGAGGACUUCUGUAGGCUGAAUGAAACAUUAAGGAAUGCUUUAGAUGAGAAAGAGAAGGAAGCAGAGCUGCUGAAAGGAUCCCUCGCCACUAAAUCUAAGGAAUUGGAGGAAGCUCAAGAGGAACGAGAAGUAACGAAGAAACGACUGGAAGAAACUGAACAGGAUAAUGUGACACUCCAAGAUAACUUGGAAAGCGCUCUGCGUCAAGAACAGUGCCUCCAGCGCUUGCUAGAUUGUCAGGAAGAAGACAUCUUAUCCCUGAGGAAGAAGGAGAGUGAAGCCCAGUUGGAAGUGCAGCGACUUCUCAAGGAUUGCGAAGAGCUGAAAGAGGAGUGCCAAACACAGAGGGAAAAUAGGAUGAGAGACGAGAAGUGUUUCAGAGAGCAGCUACGAAUACAGGAGGAUGCUUUGAGAGAACAUGACAAAUACAUGUUAAUGAUGCUCCUCCAUGGAACCGCUCAGAGGAAUUUCCAACUGGAACACAUUGCACUAGAACAUGAGCAUGGAACUGCAGACGAUACGAGUAAAAACGAGAAGCUGGAAAAGUGUGCUGAAAGAACAGGAAGGAUAGACGAAGGGAGAGACGAAGACCCUUGUGAAAAUGCACGCAAGGGAGAAGAGAAACAACAUAGAGAGUUCUGCAACGCCCAGCAGGAGAUGGAGCAGGAUUACAGGGAACAGUGGGAGGGCCUCAAGCACAUAUUGAAAGAUGUCAUUAAUGGAGAUGAAUGA
Macrobrachium nipponense is the source of this 1803-nucleotide messenger RNA. Its product is annotated as cilia- and flagella-associated protein 251-like. The coding region runs from base 1 to 1803 and encodes 600 amino acids. The record is from RefSeq and is a predicted model, not a curated record. The transcript is spliced from 2 exons. NCBI's taxonomy places the organism in Eukaryota, Metazoa, Arthropoda, Malacostraca, Decapoda, Palaemonidae.